AUACUUUUCUUCAUCGGAAAAUGCGUCUACAACUUCUUCUUCCACCCCCUGGCGUCAUAUCCUGGUCCAUGGCUCAGCCGCGCCACACGGUUGCAUUAUAUCUAUCACCAACUGGCCGGUGAUCUCCCAUACAAGACUCUCGACUGGCACAACACCUAUGGCGAGGUCGUCCGGGUGGCUCCAGAUGAGCUGUCUUACAAUUCCAGUCGCGCUUAUCACGAUGUCCAUGUAUGGCGAGACAACGAUCUGCGCAGCGGUUUGGAGAAGGACAAGACAUGGUAUUCUCAGUCAAUAAAUUCCGUGCCUGUCAUUGUAGAUCACGGCCGAUUGAGGGGAAUCAUGGUCCAUGCCUUCUCCGACAGAGCGCUGGCCCGUCAGGAACCAUUGAUCACUUCCUACGUUGGGCUCCUCAUUCGCCGUCUUCGCAAGCUUCCCAUCGACCAGCCGAUUGAUAUGGUUCCCUGGUUCACCAGCACGGCCAUGGACGUCAUUUUGGACCUGUCCUUUGGCAAGUCCGUCGGGUGUCUGGAGAACACGGUCAACGGAGAGCUGCAUCCCUGGGUCCGGUUGACCAGCGGCCAUGUCAAGCAGGGGCUGUAUGUUCAAGCAUGGCGCCGUCUGCCUGCCUUUAUAUCACGAAACGCUCUUGUCAAUCUGGUGUUGGCUCGGAUAGGACGGGUCUGGAUGGAGCAGUUCCAGGUGACUAGGCGAAUGGCUGGCGAGCGUAUCGCUGCCGGCACGGGAAGAGAAGAUUUCGUCACCCACCUCCUCCGCGAAAACUCCGAAAAAGACGGCAUGACAAUCCCAGAGCUGGAAAUCGCCUCCUCCAUCUUCAUGACAGCCGGCAGCGACACCAACGCCACCCUAAUUUGCGGCUGUCUCUUCUAUGCGCUACGAGACCCCAUGAUCUGGUCUCGGCUGGCAAACGAGAUUCGCGGUUCUGUCACCCAAGAAUCGGAGAUGACUUUCACCCGUCUUCAGAAGCUACCCUUCCUCAACGCUGUCAUUGAAGAAGCUCUGCGCAUUUACGUCGUCGUUCCCACUACGUUCCCCCGACGGACUCCCGCAAGGGGCGCCACGAUCUGUGGCCGCUUUGUCCCAGGUGACUACGCCGUGGGUGUGAACGGAUAUGCGGCCGCGCUGAGUGAGAAGAACUUUGCGCGCGCGAGUGAGUUCCAUCCGGAGCGGUGGUUAGCAGAACCUGAUCCCCGAUUUGAACGAGACGACAAGAAGGCGCAUCAGCCGUUCUCGACGGGGCCGAGGAAUUGCCUGGGGAAGAGCAUGGCGUUGGCUUUUGCGAGAAGUGUAAUUGCUCGACUAGUGUGGAACUUUGAUGUCCAGCUGGCACCAGACAGUCGGGAUUGGGCUGCUAAUCAGGAUGUCUAUGUCAUGUUUGUCAAGCCACCGUUGAUGUGUUGGUUGAAGCAGAGAAACAGUACCUAG
Messenger RNA from Aspergillus novofumigatus IBT 16806, 1443 nucleotides. RefSeq names its product cytochrome P450. NCBI's taxonomy places the organism in Eukaryota, Fungi, Ascomycota, Eurotiomycetes, Eurotiales, Aspergillaceae. The annotation marks the transcript as partial. Gene Ontology annotation, molecular function: monooxygenase activity; iron ion binding; oxidoreductase activity, acting on paired donors, with incorporation or reduction of molecular oxygen. The record is from RefSeq and is a predicted model, not a curated record. The transcript is spliced from 4 exons.